This is a messenger RNA of Aspergillus campestris IBT 28561, 842 nucleotides long. Its product is annotated as BUD31 family protein. Gene Ontology annotation, biological process: mRNA splicing, via spliceosome. NCBI's taxonomy places the organism in Eukaryota, Fungi, Ascomycota, Eurotiomycetes, Eurotiales, Aspergillaceae. The transcript is spliced from 3 exons. Bases 68 to 514 code for a protein of 148 amino acids. Gene Ontology annotation, cellular component: nucleus; spliceosomal complex. The record is from RefSeq and is a predicted model, not a curated record.
CCACCUGGACAGGAAAGAACCUCACCACCCGAUAAACCCCCAUCAACCCACUCAAUAACCAGCCAUCAUGCCUCCGAUACGAACCUCGCGCAAUCGCAAAGCACCACCCCCAGGCUUCGACGACAUCGAAGACACACUCCUCGAAUUCAGCAACAAGAUGAAAGAUGCCGAAAACGCGCCCCACGACGGGCAGAAGAAGCACGAGAUGUUAUGGUCCAUCUUCCAGAUCAGUCAUCAGCGCAGCAGAUACAUCUACGACCUAUACUACGAAAAGGGAGCUAUAUCGCGACCGCUGUACGACUGGCUUCUGAAGAAUAACUACGCCGAUGCGAGCUUGAUCGCCAAGUGGAAGAAACAGGGUUAUGAGAAGCUUUGCUGCCUCCGUUGCAUCCAGCCCAAGGAAACGAAUUUCAACGCGACGUGCAUCUGCCGGGUCCCGAAAGCCCAGCUCAAAGAAGAUCAAAUGAUUCAAUGCGUGAGCUGUGGUUGUCGAGGGUGUGCCAGCAGCGAUUAGCCUUUUGUAGGUAUUGCUGAUCGGUUAUAGAAAAAGGGCGGACGGGGUGUGUCGAAGUGAGACACUUGGUACGAUAGGCGUUAGUAGUCCUUGGGUUUGGUUUAAUUUUGCUUGCAGGAUGGCGGCGUUUUGGUUACAUGAUUCGAAAUUUCUUGCAUCAAUAUCCCUCCCCCUCCCCCACCGAAUUCCUCCCUUGCUUGCCCCCCCUUCCUAGGAUUUAUGCAGAAGCUGCCCUUCAAUUUCGGCCUUUGUUUAUUACUAACAGUGACCUUGGGCGGUAAUUCGAUACCCACUAAAGUACCUCUCAUAUGAGAUGAAAUGCUUACGC